CAAACAACCAGCAGCUGUCAAAUAUUUUUGUUUGUCAUCUUCAACACAAACUUUCCGAAGUUAUUGUGAAUUAAAACAUCGAAAAUGUCUGAAAUGGAAGUAACGGAGAGUGGGAACGAUUGUUCCAAUGAUUUGUUGCUUCUGGAUCGUGUAUUUCUGCGUCUGGGUAACGCGGACAGUGAUGACCAGCUUGAAAGCUGCUUGAAUCGGUUCUUGCCGCCAGUGAUACUGAAGCUAUCGUCACCACAUGAACAGGUACGCACAAAAGUGAUGGAGUUGCUGGUGCAUGUAAACAAGAGAGUAAAGUGUCGUGCGGAUGUGCAGCUGCCUGUGCAGACUUUGCUGCAGCUGUACAAGGAACCCACUUCCAACAGCUUUAUUAUUAACUUCUCAAUCAUAUACAUAACAAUGGGGUUCCCAAGGCUUCCUCGGGAUCAGCAGCUGAGCCUGGCGCCAUCACUGCUGCAAGCUAUUGAGAACAAACCUCAAGGACACCAAGAUGGUAUCCUGAUGCUAGUCAUGCCACUGCUGGGAGAUAUCAAAGAAACUGAUCUGAAUUUAAAAGAGAAACCUAAAGUUGCCAACUUGAUACUCAAGUUUGCUACUGAUGUCCUACUUCUACCAUAUAGAGCGCUACCAAACCCCGGUGAGAGUGAGUUCCAAGUGCCGCCCGGUAUGAGCAUGAAGACAUACAAACGUAUAAUUGACAAGAACCAGUUGAAUCCUAACCAACUUGAAGAGAUGAAGCUGUCUAUAGUAAACUUUAUAGGCAAAGAUAUAUUCAACAUGAACGACACAUUGCUUACGUUGAUUGUAGCUGCGGCCGACUCGCGGUUCAGUGUUGCCAACCACGCGAACAGUCCACUUAUAAGGGUUAACAGUUCAGUUGAUUGGUCUUCACCUUCAGUCGUGGCUCCAUUAUACUCAUUAUAUUUGGGUACGUGGGGUGGUAUGAAAGUACCCCCAGAUGAUCGCAAGGUACCAGCUUGCACGAGGCUUCGUUUAAAACUGAUACAGUAUUUGAACAAAGCGACUGGACCAGCGAUUAUGUUCCCUCAUUGUGUACAGGUCGUAUUCUCGUCUCUUUUUGAUCCGAACACAAACUCAAGAUUGCGCAAUCAGGCGCUAGUGUUUCUCCUGAACGUUAUCAACAGUGGUGAUGAAGUCCAACUGAAGAAGGUAGCAACAGUGUUCCUCCAAGGACUACUAAAGCUCAUCAGAUCUGAUGAGCAUGCGGAACAACACCCUAAAGCCUACAUGUGUUUAGGACGCCUAGCGAUGAAGUGUCCAGACACGAUCAACAAUCAGUUCGCUCUACUAGAGGAGUUGGUUAAGAAGAUACCGGAUGCUGUGCCCGAGAUGAAGACCGCGCUCAGAGACGCACUGCUAGAGAUGUCAGCUGGCUUCAAGAUUAAUACUGAAGCUAAAGCCGACACUCCGAGUUCUUCCACGGCCGGCACGUCACAAGGCGACAAGAUGGAAGUGGACGACAGCUCCAAGACGAGCCCCUUCGAUGAACCACAGGCGUUGGCGCUGUUCGCUUUGCUGGACCAUUACAUGCACAGUGAAGAGUCAAUGAUCCGGUACAUAGCUAUGCGUUACUCGGCCGCCGUCUUUCCGCAGGACUACGUGCCAUCUCGAUACUUGCUGCUAUUGGCCAGUGGAGACAGUCAAGACGAUAUCUCAACUGAAGCGCUAAAAUGUCUGUACGGCACUUCGCGGCCUAGUGAAAUAGAGGACGCGGUUUUCAACGUAUCUAAGAAAGAGACAGCAGUAGUCAAUAUAGACGAAGAUGGUUCUAAGAAAGACAAGGACAGAGCAGAUGAGAAUCAAGAAUUGAAAGUGCCAAAGUUUUCAGAAGUUGUUAAUUAUGUGUGGGAUCAAAUGCAGAAGAGGAAGAAAGGGUCGAACUCUAAACAUAGGUUCGUGAUUGGAAACCAAGUGUUGCAGUUUCAUCCUUUGACUUAUCAGGAGAUUCUACGAUACAUGCGUAUGUGUCUGAACCGCGACGCUGCCCUGAAGGAUUGCUCGAACCACCCCAACGCGACGUCCCCGCUCCUCGCCAAGUACUUCUAUGACAAUUUGCUAGACACAGAAGUGCUGGAACGAUACCUCACCAUGAUCACCUCAUUACUGAACGCCAGUCCAGAAAUAAUGCCGCUAUCAUGCUUCCUGGACAUAAUCGGCUGCGUGCCUGAGAAAAUGGCGGCAAAAUAUACUAGUCUUUUACCAUUCUUACGUAAUCUAUUCACGUCGAGUACUAAGGAGGAUAUAAGGGAUAUAUCCGCGGUAAUCUACGCAAUAAUCACAGUACAUACCAGUGAGAAAUCAGCUAUAGAUAAGGAAAUAAAGGAGUUUGUAUCACAAGGACAAAAUAAUAAGAAUUUGGAGGCUCAAUGUGGAUAUUUGGCGGCGUUUUCAAGUCUUUGUGAAAGAUGUAUCGUUUUGUCUAAGAGAGCUAAGUUCGGUGGCAAAGGAUUUAAUCCGGCUAAUUGGGAGCCUUAUCAAGAAGGCGCUGUUGUUUUGGCCAACUUCCUAGCAAGUUCGCAAACAUUGUUGGUGAGUACAUCAUGCUCGGCCAUUUCUCUCCUGGCUCGAUGCAGCGGCCUGCCACUACCAACAUCUUCGACCAAGCAGGAUACAUUACUCCAAGGCGAGAACCCCUUCAACAUCAACAAGAGUGACAUGAAUGUUGACGAUAAUGACGUCACGAAGUUCACUGUUGCUGAUAGGUUAUUCAAAGUAGUCGGCAACGCGAAAUUGCCGUCAAAGUUAAAAGAGAGGGCGCUGUAUACACUUGGCCUGCUGUGUUGUGGAGAACGAUUACCUUUCGCGAAGCAAAUCGUUAUGGGAUUCUUACAGAUGGCAAAAGAUAGCAAAGAAUUUGAAAUUCAUUUGCAAAUUGGUGAGUCCCUAGUACUAUGCGUAGAAGGAGUGAAUUCCAAUGAGAACAGAGAUCUGUGGACUGAAUUGCCUAAAGAGGGUGCUGCAAAGAUUAAAAAUACGGACGCUUUAAAGGAGAAUGAUGAGUUACUAGAAUGGUUGUUGCAAGAACUGUUCAAGAUCGGAAGACAUCCACAUCCACAUUCUAGACAGGCGACAAGUAUUUGGUUAUUGGCGUUACUCAAAAACUGCGCUGACCGGGCGCCUAUCAAGAACAAGUUGCCGAUCCUACAAGACGUAUUUAUGGACUUCCUAUCUGAGAAUAGCGACAUAGUACAAGAUGUGGCCAGCAAAGGUUUAUCCCUCGUUUACCAGAACUCGGAUGAGAGUCAGAAGCAAGCGCUAGUGGGUCAGAUCAUAGAACAGCUGACGAGCGGUAAGCGAUCUGUAGCACAAGUCACAGAGGACACCAAGAUAUUUGAAGAAGGACAGCUCGGGAAAGCACCUACUGGUGGCAAUCUCUCCACUUACAAAGAGUUGUGUUCUCUCGCAUCAGAUCUGAACCAACCGGAUCUUCUAUACAAGUUCAUGCAUCUUGCCCAUCAUAAUUCUAUGUGGAAUUCUAAGAAAGGCGCGGCGUUCGGUUUCCACUCGAUAGCGCUGCAGGCGGGGGCGCAGCUGUCGCAGCACUUGCCGAAGAUAGUGCCGCGCCUCUACCGGUACAGGUUCGACCCCACGCCGCGCAUACAGAACUCCAUGCAGGCCAUCUGGCACGCCAUCGUGCCCAACACUACUGCUACCGUACACAAAUAUCACAAAGAGAUCCUGGAUGAUCUAGUGGCGAAUCUCACAUCAGGUCAAUGGAGAGUCAGGAUGUCUUGCUGUAACGCACUCGCUGAUCUGUUGCGAGGCGCGCAGAGUUUGCAUCAGUCCCUACACCAGUUGCCCACGAUUUGGUCGCAGUUGUUCCGAGUGAUGGACGACGUACACGAGGGUACAAGGCAGGCCGCCACCUCUACUGCUAACGUACUGUCCAAGCUGUGUAUUCGGGCGGCGGACGCGAACGCUGGCAAGGACGGCAAGGAGGUUGUGUCCGUGAUACUACCCGUAUUGCUCGACACUGGUAUCACCAACCUGGUCAAAGAAGUCCGCAGUGUCAGUCUGCAAACAGUUUCAAAGCUGGUGACAGCAGCAGGAGAAACACUGAAACCGUUCCUAGCUCGCUUGAUCCCCGCGCUGGCGGGCGCGGCCGGCGAGCUAGAGUCGGCGCGACUGUCGUACCUCGCCACCGCGCUCGCCGACACUUCGUCGCGCGACCUGCUUGACGACAUGCGGGCCAGCGCUGCCAGGCACCAUUACACUACUGAUACUGUUGUUAAGUGUAUGCCAUACGUGGACAUAGAGGUGAUGAAGGAGAUGCUGCCCAAGAUCCUGGAGCUGAUGAAGUCCCCGCAGCUGGGGACCAAGGUGGCCUGCUGUCACUUCGUCGUACUAGCGGCGCAUUACUUGAGGACUGACCUGGAACCGGUCGCGGGGAAGAUCAUGGCCAACCUGCUUACUGGAACCUUCGAUAGAAACGCCACUGUUAGGAAGAAUUAUGCUGAAGCUUUGGGACAAGUCUCCGCUUAUGCUAAGGUCCAAUCUGCGGAGAAAUUAAUGAAGAAAUUGGUGACGUUGUACGAGACGAAGGAGGACGAUAUGUCGCGGUCUGCCAUCGCGCUCUGCCUAAAGUCCAUAUCCAAGGCUAAGAUAGAACACAUCAAGGACAACGAGGAUGUGCUGGCGCCCAUGGUGUUCCUGGCCAUGCAUGGGCCUAAGGACGAAGAUUCAUCGACAGUGGAGAUGUUCGAGGAGAUAUGGACGGACAUCAGCCCGGCUCGGGAGAGCGGCAUCAAGCAACAUCUCACUCUCAUACGCGAGGAGAUUGAGAAGUGUCUUAACUCCAGUAGCUGGACUAAGAAGAUUCAGGCGGCGAAUGCGAUAAAGACAGUAUGCAAGGAGGUAUCGUCAGGUCUGGGCGCGCACCGCGAGCAACUGGUGCGCGCCGUGCUGGCCGCCGUGCACGGGAAGACAUUCGACGGAAAGGAACAUGUCGUCAUGGCGCUCGCCGACCUCUGCGCGGUAAAAGAAAACGAGCAACCAUUAUCUCAGGCGUUAGCGACGGAAGUAAUAAACGCGUUGUUAGUGGAGAGCCGUAAGCAGGAUAUGACGUACAAACGACACGCCAUCACUGCCCUGGGGCACGCCAUACAAGCCACGCAUUGCGACCGAUUCCAGCAACUCUACGAUAUCGUUAAAGUUAUACUGUCUAAGGAUGAACUAUCAGUUGGUAAGGAAUCAGAUGAGGAGGACAAUGAGGGAGCGAGACAGCGGCGGGAACAGCUGACGGCUUUGAAGGAAGCUGCUUAUGAAUUACUUGGGAAAGCCUGGCCUAAGGAACCUGACACACAAGAAAAGUAUCAAGAUGUAUUCUUCGAGCACUGUUCGAAGUCGUACCCGACGAGUUCUCGGUCGACGCAGCUCGCCAUACUAGCGUCAGUGACGCGAGUCCUCGAGCGACUGGCGAUACUGGCUAAUGCUGGGGAGCCUAUGGAGACAGACAACCCCACAAACAGGGACAAAGCUAUCUCAACUGUUACUGGACAUGUUAUUCUCAUAGUUGAUUAUACUUUGCAAAACAGCAAUCAAGUAAGGCAUAGGAGGGACGCUCUCAACAUCAUGGAAAUACUAGUGAAACAAUUAAAAGAUCUCAACAAAACAGAGGAGUUAGACAAGCUUAGAACGAUAUACCAGUCGUACGCUCAGGACUUGUCGAAGGACUCGUCACACGAAAUACGAACCAAAGUGGAAAACAUUAAAGUGCAUUUUAAAUAGUAUAUGCUGCUUUUAUUUAUUGUCGUGACGAAAACGGUAAUUAAAGUUAUUCUAGUAA
Spodoptera exigua (beet armyworm) is the source of this 5815-nucleotide messenger RNA. The record is from the annotation of a GenBank genome assembly. Lineage: Eukaryota; Metazoa; Arthropoda; Insecta; Lepidoptera; Noctuidae.